UAAAUAUUAUCGGCUUAUUUGCUUUGUGGUUGACAUUUGCCCGGAUCCCUUGCGAGAACUUUUCAUCAAGCUUGCCAAGAAUGAUACAGGUAUAUCUUACACUUCACUUGAUUCAUAUCUUGCAUAUAGACAAAGGAACGUGAUGCAACUAAAGAUGAAAAGAAGGAUCAGGGAAGAUCAGUAUGAUUUACUGUAUCCUAGAUAUGGCAAGGCAGAUGUUGAGCAAUGGGAUGUCACACUUCUUGCAACAUUAAUUACAGAACUCUUCCCGACAAGCCUACAACCGCUUGAUAUAUUUCUCAUAAAGACUGAAAUUCGCGGGACCCGUAACGAGUUGCAGCAUCUCUCAAGUACUUCAAAUAUGGCUGACGCUGAUUUUGAUAAAUAUUGGGGACGUCUUGAGACUGCUGCAAAGACGUUAGCAAAACAAGUGUUUAAUGCAAAGGAUGAAGCGUCAUUCUUAAAAAAAAUGGAGUUUGCAAAAAGGAACAACCUUCCGAAUUUGGGCGAUUGUCUACGCGUGUGGUUUGAAGACAACUUAAAUGAAGUUAAUUCAAAUACAAGAGAAAUGGCGUCAGUUUUUAAGCAAGUGAUUGCCGAAAUACCUGGAACCUCGGGGGACACAAAGAAGAGAAUUAAAGUUGUCGAUAACAUCUUCACAAAACUUCAAGAGAGCUUUGAAACAACAAUCAAAGAAGUGCCGGCGAGGUCCAUUUCGGUUAAAGAAUGUGCCGACAUCCGGACAAAGCUAAGAGAUAAACACCACGUGGUUGUAACUGGAAGUUACAAUAGCAGUUACACUGAAACAGCUAUUGCGGCCGUAAAAGGAAUGCAUUACGAUAUAAAACGUAGUGUAGAAAUGUCAAUUUCAUUGGAUUGGCGCCAUAUUGAUCCCGAAAACGUUGAUUUAGUCUUUUGCAGAAAUCCUUUUGGCAGUUUAUCGUAUGACGAAAGUAAGGCCAAAGGCAUAGUUGACAUGUUUAACAACAUGAUUCGCACAACAAAAAGGAACAGACCCUUGGAUAUAGUCAUAGUAACAGACUUUCAGAUUUUGAAAAAACUCAAAGAAUAUCAUGAUCAUGAACUCCUGGAAGAAGUCGUAAAAGUGUUUGGUGAUACAAGCGAAACACAACCAGCUGAUCUUACACUUGGUUGCGAAAAUCAUAAAGUGUACUCGACAUAUUUGCCAGCUGUCCACAACUUAGGGGUGCUGACGAGCAACUACCUGAAACAGCAUAAAAUCUCAAGUCUUCAAGUUGAUAAAGACGUCCUCAAAGAAGCUAAAGGCAAAUUCAAGGCAAAGAAAGCUAUUGUGUUGACGGGGCCUAGGAAAUGCGGGAAGACAUCGGUAGCUGUUGCCCUUGCGUCAUUCUACAAGCCUUGUCAGUGUUUGCUCUUAACGGAUCCAUAUGAUUUUAAGGCACUAGAUUUUCAAAUCACCUGCCUGGUGAUUAUUGAAGACUUUACGGGAAAGUACUGUUACGACAAGAAAGACGUUUGUAGAUAGUAUAAUAUGUUUGAUCAAUUGUAUGGUGCCAUACUGGAAGGACAGCUGAAUGCCGUAAUCACGUGUGAAAGAAGCAAGCUAGACAAAUGUUGCAAGGAAAUUUCAUCACACCCUGUCCUUGAACACAUAGUAGAUAUACCCAAACGUACAGCUGUCAUCAAGCAGGAGAUGGUACAGCUAAAUACCGAAAAUGGUAUAACUGCUGUGAACAACUGUCAAGAAGCCCUUGAUAUGGAUGCCAUGGCAACAAGUGGAGAUGGAGUAUCUGAUGCAUGCAGCAUAACACCAAGUAGAGCACGACUUCAAUCUAACGAGAGAAAUAUUUCAACGCUUAAAAUACCAAUACGACCAGGAGGAUAACACAAACAGGACAGAUAUUUAAAGUCCAUAUGCCAAUGUUUGACCUUUCGAUGUUAAAUGAUACUGACAGUAUAAUAUACACUCAUGCUUACAUACAAAGUUUACAGUUGACAGCUCCAAGGAUAAAAUGCGUUCUAAAUCACCAUUUCGGAAAUAUCAACGAAAGAUUUUUGUGUCCGCUGCAAUCUUUUAGGGGGUGGUGUGGGGCAAUUAGAUUUGCCCUUGUCCAUCCGACCGUCCGAAUUUGUGAUGUGCAUAUCGCAAGAAAUGUUUGACCCUGAGUCAUCAAAUCUCAAAUGAUUUUUAUACAGCAUGGGAAUUUGUGCACCGGGGGUUUUAAAUUGGAUCUCACACAGCCAGACCAGAGUCAUGGUCCUUAACUUAGUAAAAUAUGAAUAAAACAGGCCUAAGUUUGGGUCGCACGUAACGCAAAAGGUACUUGACCAAGAAUUAUGAAACAUUACAAUAUUAUUUAGCAUGUGAAGUUGUACACCUGGAAUUUUGUUAGAGGUAUAACUCAACCAGACAAGAGUGUUAGUCAAAAUAUGCAAAAAUUGGCAUAAAAGUUUGUGUCGCACAUAUUUCAAAAAGUAUUUGACCCUAGUCAUGAAAUAUUGUAGGGAUAUUAUUCAGCAUAUGAAGUUGUACACCCGGGAUUUUGCUCUAAUUCUCUUUGUAGGACCAGAGUUAUGGCCAUUGACUUGGUAAAUAAAAGUUUGUGCCCCACUUAUCGCGAAAUGUACAAGACUUAGAGUCAUUAAACAUAAGAGGAUUGCUAUAUAGCACGUCAUGUUGGGCAUCAGGCGUUCUAUCUGGGAUUUCACUCAGCUAGGCUGAGUUAUGGUCCUUCACUUAAUGAAAAAUACAAACGAAGUGCUUAAAAGGCCUUUCAAAAUAUUUCACUCAGAGUCAUUAAACCAUAUACUGUGGCUGAAGCUGGGAGUGGGAGGGGCACCUGUGCCCUAUGGACACACAUCUAGCUAUCUUAUGUAUAUCUUAUCACUGAUUAAAUUUAGUGUCUUAGAAGUCCAAUAAAAGCAAAGUUAAAGACCAAUAUAUUUACUUGCAUAUGACAGAGAUAAUUAUUGUCUGCAAAAUGCAGAAACUGUUUUUAAACUUUCAUUUACUAAAUUAAUAAAAUUAAGCAGCUAAUAAAUGUUACCUUCAGUUAACAAGUAAUGCAUUUCCAACUUUCAAAUCACUUAUGUACGCAAAUGCUGUAAAUGCUGGAAUUUGUUUGAAAUAUGGUAAAAUGUUAAGACGAGUUUAAGAAAGAUGUGUGUGAAGAAAGUUAUUUUGUUGUCUUUCCUUCGUGCGUAUUCGUUAACAUAUGGCGUGAAGAGGGGGUAGGGGUGCUAAAAUUUUAUCAAUGCAGUUGACAUUCAGCAUUAUUUUUGAACACUUUGAGCGUUAAUUUCCGUUAAAACGUAAAUCGAAUAGUUAUGGUUGCUAAUGACUUAUUUCCCUACAAACUGUUAUACAUAUAUUCUUUUGUUUUG
Mercenaria mercenaria is the source of this 3366-nucleotide messenger RNA. RefSeq lists its product as uncharacterized. Bases 143 to 1507 code for a protein of 454 amino acids. Lineage: Eukaryota; Metazoa; Mollusca; Bivalvia; Venerida; Veneridae. The transcript is spliced from 7 exons. The record is from RefSeq and is a predicted model, not a curated record.